GGCCAGACCGAAGCCGUCCCCCUCUCCACCCGCUCAGGCUUCCCGGAUCACAGACUUCAUGGCUCCUUCCUCAAGCAGGAGAAACAGAACCAGCGAAUCCAACCAUCAACAAAUAGAAGAAACCAGCGUCACGGUUACGCUUACUUCAGCAGCCAUGGAAAAUCCUCCUGAAGUUCCUGUUCCUAGCAACACAGGAGAAGCCCACACGGAAGCCAUGCUGGAUCCACUCAGUGUUCUGAAGAAGUACUUUGGUUAUCUCAGUUUUCGCGGGAAUCAGGAAGAAGUAAUCAGAGCGGUUUUAUCAGGGUCUGACUGCUUCUGCAUAAUGCCGACCGGAGGUGGCAAGUCGCUGUGCUACGAGAUCCCCGCGCUGAUGAAACUGGGAGUCGUCAUCGUCGUCUCUCCGCUUAUUGCUUUGAUGCAGAAUCAAGUCGAGUCCUUGAGAAAGAAUAAUAUUCCAGCGGAGUACCUUUCAUCGUCCAUUUCGGCUGCAAAACGGGGAAAUAUUCUUGCAGAUUUGGGAAGUGGAAGGCCGGCACUGAAGCUGCUGUACGUGACUCCGGAAGCAGUGGACACCCACACCAUCAUGAGCGUGUUCCGGAAGCUCAACGACAGGGGGCUGCUCAGCCUCUUCGCUGUGGAUGAGGCUCAUUGCAUUUCGUCAUGGGGGCAUGACUUCCGGCCUGCGUAUCGCAAGCUCUCCACUCUUCGGCAGCAGUACCCCAACGUUCCGAUCCUCGCUCUCACUGCCACAGCUGUCGCGAAAGUGCGAGAGGACAUUGUGUCAUCGCUCUGCCUUCGCAACCCUACGACCCUUCUGUCUUCCUUUAAUAGACCCAACAUCUACUAUGAAGUCCGCUACAAGGACCUCAUAGACCCGUACAAGGACUUGCGGGACACGCUGCUAGCGUCCCAUGAGCAGUGCUGCAUCAUCUACUGCCACUCGCGCAACACAUGCGACGAGCUCGGCUGCUGGCUCGCACGCGACGGGCUCAGAUGCAAAGUAUACCAUGCAGGCCUGUCAGCCUCGGCUCGCACGAGUGCACUGGACGAGUGGUCGCGAGGAAAGGUUCCGAUUAUGAUUGCUACCGUCGCCUUUGGGGCAUAGACCGGGGGAUAGUGCGGCUGGUGUGCCACUACUCCCUUCCCAAGUCCAUCGAGGCCUUCUACCAGGAGUCAGGGCGGGCAGGCCGGGACCAGCAGCCCUGCCGCAGCAUUGUCUACUACGGUGUGCAAGAUCGCAGGAUAAUGGAGUUCAUCAUAAAGAAGGACGAUGGUUCGAGGGGUAAAGGCACAGCAUCACCCCAGCGGGUCAAGAACGGCCUUGAUGCCUUUCAAAAGAUGGUGGACUAUUGCGAGCUCCUGUCGUGUCGCAGAAUCAAGCUGCUGACACACUUUGGAGAGGCAGCCACCCCAAGGCUGUGUGCGGGCGGCUGUGACGUGUGCAAGGCACCACACGCAGUGCAGGCAGCUCUUCAGGAGCUUCGGGAGAGUGGUGCUGUUGGUGGCAGCGGUGCCUUUCCGCGGGUGCAGAUGGGCAGGCCACCGCUGUCUACCAAGCUGAAGCAGCUGGUGGAGAGCGAGUUCUGGAAGAGGGACGAUGAGGAGGAGCCUGAAGAGAGCAUUUCCGGCUCAGAUGGCGAGGACGAGGCAACGGAGAAGAUCGUCCGUGUGGAGAGGCGGGUGGGCAAGAGGGCCACGUUUGAUAGGAAGAUGGAGGCAAUGAGCCGCGCUGAGGAGGCGUAUAAACGCGAGCGUGCAGCUCCCACUAGCAGGCUCGCGUCCCUGCGACAACAGUUUAAGCCCCCCAGGCUAGCAAGCGGCGUCUCAUCUCCUAGGGCAGCCUUCACAACUGCAAGAGCUGUAAUGGGAUCGUCCAUUGCAAACCGCACAUUGAAAAGACCGACAGCCGCUCAGACUUCGACAUCAAACAACCCAGACCCGGCUGAUCCUCCAAGGCAUAAGGCCAGGCUUCAAAUACCUACAGUACCCCUUUCUCAAGAUCCGUGGCAAUAACAAGCAUGGCUGCAGCAAAGAACACAUGCAUGUGCAUAAUAUGUGGGGUUGAUUACUUUGAAAGUGAUGAUGUCUCUAAUGAUACGAGCAGAGUCAAGCAAUGGAAAAUCCAGUUUUGGAUGAAAAUGU
This is a messenger RNA of Closterium sp. NIES-67, 2145 nucleotides long. The record is from the annotation of a GenBank genome assembly. Lineage: Eukaryota; Viridiplantae; Streptophyta; Zygnematophyceae; Desmidiales; Closteriaceae.